CGCUCUUCUGCUCAUGCCUGCCAACUGCCGGGAGCCGGGAGAGGACAGAAGCGCCGGGGGCGGCCGCACGGCCUGGCGGGACUGCGGUCGUUCGGCGCUCGGCUGCUCGCGCCUGCCGGUUGCUAGGAGCCGGGGACGCUGGCCCGGCGGUCCGGGCCUGCGAGCUGCGAUGGAGCCCGGGAAGAGACACAGCGAGAGAAGGAACACAAGCAGGGGGAGUGGGAGAGGGAGAAGCAGGCUCCCACUGAGCAGGGAGCCCUAUGCGGGGCUCGAUCCCAGGACCCUGGGACCCCGACCCGAGCUAAAGAGAAGAACAAAAGAUGAUACUUGGAAAGCAGAUGACCUCAGAAAACAUCUUUUGGCUGCACAAUCAGGUAGUCCCAAGGAAGAUAAGAAACACAGAGAAAAGAAGCUGCAUAAGGAGUCAGAAAUGGACCUCCCUGAAUACAAAGAGCCGAAGCACAGGGACCCAGACCGAGACACCAAGUACAGAGAGAGGCCUGGCGAGAGAGAUGGCCACACCUCCAGGGAGAACCCUCAUGGGGACAGAGAAAGAGAAAAGCAAAGGGAAAGGAAAAAGGCCUCCAGAGACCGGGACAGAGAAAGGCAUAAAGAGAAAUACCGAGAACAGGACACAGAGAAGUCUCACAGUAAAGAAAAAGACAGGGACAAGGACAGAGACCGCAGAGCUAAGAGGGAGGAGCUCAGGCAGAUGGCUGCCCACCAUAACCUGCUGGGCCGGCAGCUCCUGGACAGAGCAGAACGCAAGAUGCGAGCAGUAAGCAAAGUGAGAACGGAAGAGAAGGAGAGGAGAGAUGAAGACCCUGAGAGGAGGGACGAAGAAAGAGAAAGACGAUACAGAGAAAGAAAGCUGCAGUAUGGUGACAGUAAAGACAAUCCUCUUACGUACUGGCUGUAUAAAGAAGAAGGCGAAAGGAGACACAAGAAGCAGAAAGAACCAGAUCGAGAAAGGAAACAUGGAGAAAAAAGCAGCACAAGGGAAAAAAGAGAAAAGUAUCCAAAAGAAAAAAGUAACUCCUUCUCUGACAAGGAGGGGGAAGAAAGACACAAGGAAAAGCGACACAAGGAAGGUUUUCAUUUUGAUGAAGAGAGGCGCCAAAGUAACACGGAUAAAAAAGAGAGGUUGUCGAGAGAAGAUCUUAAGAAAAAGGAGUCCAAGAACAGUGAACACCGAAACCGGGGUGCAAGUUCAAGGAGAGAUCCCACCGGCAGCUGGGAAGGAACGUAUGCAGAGGAUUUAGUAAGAAAUAAUGGAAAAGAUAAAGACUCAAGAAGGAAGCACAGCCGGGAAGAGGGCGCGUCGGCGUGGAAGCUGGCUCAGAGGCACGGGACAGAAGAAAUGGCGGAAAUUGAAAAGGAAGGCAUUGAUUCAGAAAAUGCUGGAGCUGAUGAAUAUAGAGCUUGCUUUGAAGAUGAUUUUGAAGAUUACGAAGAUGACUUUGAGGUUUGUGAUGGAGAUGAUGAUAGCUUUAACGAGCUGGAACCAAAAGAGAAAAUUGAAGAGCUUCCUCUGGCUAGAAAAAAGGAGAUACAGGAAAUUCAGAAAGCCAUUAAUGCAGAAAACGAAAGGAUCGGCGAGCUGUCCUGCAGACUGUCUCAGAAGCCAGGUCUGCUGGAGGAUGAAAACAGUUCCCCUGCCAGAGCCCCUGUUUGUGGAAUUUUUGUUGAUUUUGCAACUGCCUCACGCCGUCAGAAGAGUUGGACUCAGGCCCUUAAGCAAAAGACACGCAGUACAAAGCUGCUUCGGCUCAUUGACUUAGAUUUUUCAUUCACUUUCUCUCUCCUGGAUCUACCGCCAGUAAAUGAAUAUGACAUGUAUAUCAGAAACUUUGGGAAAAAAAACACGAAGCAGGCAUAUGUUCAGUACAAUGAAGAUAAUGUUGACAGAGACAUCCAGACUGAAGAGAUAGAGACCAGAGGGGUGUGGACCCAGCACCCCGGAGAGGGCACGGCCGUGUCAGGGGGGAGCAGGAGUGGAGAUCCCUGUGAUGUGGCCACUGCACCAAAGGUCGACACGCGCAGGCUGUCCAGCUUCCUCCGGGCGGCGUGCCAGGUGAUUGCGGUUUUGCUUGAAGAGGAUCGUGUGGGAGCCGAACCCGGCUGGUGCCCCGGGGCACAGGACAGCACCCUGCAUAUCAGUGAAAACUCCUCUCAGCUGAAUACCAGCCUGCCCUUCCUUCAGAAUCGAGAAGUGUCGUGCUUAUGUGCCUCUCAGGUGUGGAGACAGACGGUAGUGUCUGUGCAUGGGCCGCCCGGAGCCGCGUUCGCCCCCGCGCUGGACAGCAGAUACGUGCUGUGCGUGUGGGAUAUCUGGCAGCCUUCGGGGCCUCAGAAGGUCCUGAUAUGUGAGUCGAAGGUCACAUGUUGCUGCUUUAGCCCUUUUAAAGCCUUUUUACUGUUUGCUGGGACAGUGCACGGCUCAGUCGUCGUGUGGGACCUACGAGAAGACCCUAGGAUACAUCAUUAUGUGAAGCUGGGCAAUUGCUUCUGGACCUUCAGGACAGCAACGUUUUCUACUGAUGGUAUCCUGACUUCUGUAAACCACCGCAGUCCUGUUCAAGCGGUAGAACCCAUCUCCACGUCUGUCUACAAAAAACAGAGUUUUGUGCUUUCCCCCUUUUCUACUCAAGAAGAAAUGUCAGGUUUGUCAUUCCACAUUGCUUCCCUGGAUGAAAGUGGGGUUCUCAAUGUGUGGGUGGUGGUUGAAUUACCAAAGGCAGAUAUUGCAGGCUCAGUAAGUGACUUAGGUCUGAUACCUGGAGGGAGGAUAAAGCUGGUGCACAGUGCUGUGAUUCGGCUGAGCGACAGCCUUUCCCAUAAAGGCCAUGAAUUCUGGGGGGCCACACGAACCCUGAAUGUGAAGUUUCUGCCUUCAGACCCUAGUCAUUUCAUUGUGGGCACAGAUGUGGGUCUUAUAAGUCAUGGCACCAGACAAGAUUUGAGAGUAUCUCCCAAAUUGUACAAGCCCCAGCAACCUGGCAUGAGACCAGUCACAGUGAAUGUGAUUGAUUUUUCACCGUUCGGAGAACCAGUAUUCUUGGCCGGCUGUUCAGAUGGAAGCAUCAGGUUACACCAGCUGACGUCCGAGUGUCCUCUCCUUCAGUGGGACGGCAGCACCGACGGCCACGCGGUCAUAGGCCUCCGCUGGUCCUUGACCAGACCUGCCGUGUUUCUGGCCCAGGAUGACACAUCCUGUAUUUAUAUCUGGGAUCUGCUGGAAAGUGAUCUGGGUCCUGUAGCCAAACAGCUCAUCUCCCCAGACAGUUAUAGCAGAAUUUUGGGGCGAGAUCCAAGAAAGCCCAGGAUGGCCCCCUGGCACAGCGAGGGGCCAGGUGGGGCUUCGGUCUCUCUGGCCACAUGCAGCUCCCACUCAGCCACAGGAAGAUCUCACGGCAGGACGAGAGCAUCUUUUACCCGGAAGGUAACAAGGGACAUUCCAGAGCAUUUGGCACCUAUGUGUAAACGCGUAUGUGUAUGACUUGUUCAACUGAUGUGCUCUGCCUCCUUCGCUAGGCCAGGAGCUCUGUGGACAGAGAUGGGUCUCUUUCUCACCACUGUCUCUGAGGGCUGUGUGCCUGCCUCGCACACAGUAGGUGCUCAGCCAGUGGUGAAAGAAGCAACUGAGUGAGUUGGCAGUGUGACUCUCACUAAUACAGGGCAGAGUCCUACCAGAAUGCCUAGUUCACGACUUGUUGUGGAGAUUUUAAUUCUGGAAACAGGCUAAUCCCCCUGGCCCCUCAUCUACCAACCCCCCAAGUCCUUAUUUGUGAAAUUUGACCUAAACUGGAAUUGAGAGGAGUCUAACUACUCUAGUAAUAACGAGUGACCUCUGGCGACCUCCAGAAUAAGAAGGCAUCAACUUUGCAGCCAUACUAGCUCUUCUAAAUCCUCAUAGAGGCUCAGGACGCAGAAGGGAAAAAGCAUGGCCACCAAAAACUGGCCCGCUGAUGAGGAGAACUUCCAGGUGUGAGACCAUUGGACUCCACCGAGAAGUGCCAAUGACACCUAGGGAUUGAGGUCCUCCCACUGGAGCCUGUGUCUUGGACACAAGACUCUUGCCUGCAAAUCCCCCCUCCCCAAUCCUCUGGGGGAGCUGCUUCUCUGCUUUCAGACAAAGCUCCCCCAUGCCCACCACCAGCACCUGCUUCCUGCCAUUCACAUCGAGACCCCAACACCAGGGAAUAACAAGAGGGAGAUAAGUGCCAAAAUAUAAUUUUGCCAAAAUUAUCUUUGAGGACAUGUGGGGACUAGAAGGGUCCUGCCGGCAGUCGUUAUUGGAGGAGCCAGUUUUGGGGGGUUUUUCUCUUUGAAUAGCUUGUUCAGAGUGUCUAAGAGACAUUAAGGAACAGAAGAGGAGGCCCCAUCUGAGUUCAGUGGGUCUGCACUAGAAGGAGUCUGUUUAGGGCUGGACGUGUGCACAGCUCUCACCCCAGCGUCUAGAAGGAGAAGGUCCCACUGGACCCUGCUUGUUGUCAACCACAGAGUCUGGACCUUUGAAGGAGGAGUAGACCAAGAGUGAUGAGUGUAGUGCCGUGAAAUACAUUACUUGGCAAAGGAGAGAAUAUUAUUCUGAGGACCCAGAAAGGGAGCAGACAUCUGGAGACACUUGGCCAGAGGAAGAAAAACAGGCAAGCAGCAAACAACAAAAUGAUAGGCUAUAAGGAGAAACGGCUUCUAGAAAAGGAAUAGAAAGCCACAGGAGAAAACAGAUUUAACAUUAAAUGCUAGAGAAAAUGUGUAAAAUAAGAGUUAAAAUCCACACUGAAGAUGACGAAUGGGUACUUUCCUUUAGGAAUAAUAGGUCAGUGACGUACAGACUUACUUGAGGAGUUUCUCAGAAUGCAGAGGGACAAAUUGAUGAAAUAGUAAAAGUCCAGCGGUCCAAACUAGGAAUUAUAGGUGUUUCUAAGGAUGAACAAUUGGAAAAGAAGGAACAAUAAUUGUAGGAGGAACUUCCUGAGUUGAUAAAAGACCUGAAUAUACAUGUCAGAAGGCUCACUGGGAGGCGAUCCACAGACAGGAACAAGGUCAACAUUGCAUAAAACAUCAAUGUGCUUUCAGAAUCAAGGAAACGUAUUUUAUUUUUCCUCUUUUUUUCCCUCCUCUUUAGUUAAUUGAGCAUUUUUUUGAUUCCAUUUUAUGUCUAUUGACUUAGCACUCUUAUACCUCUUUUAAAAAGUAGUUAGUGGAUGUCCAAUUUUCCCAACACCAUUUGUUGAAGAGACUGUCUUUGUUCCAUUGGACAUUCUUUCCUGCUUUGUCAAAGAUGAGUUGACCAUAGAGUUGAGGGUCCAUUUCUGGGCUCUCUAUUCUGUUCCAUUGAUCUAUGUGUCUGUUUUUGUGCCAGUACCAGACUGUCUUGAUGAUGACAGCUAGUUAAUAGAGCUUGAAGUCCAGAAUUGUGAUGCCAUCAGCUUAGCUUUUCUUUUUCAACAUUCCUCUGGCUAUUCGGGGUCUUUUCUGGUUCCAUACAAAUUUUAGGAUUGUUUGUUCCAUUUCUUUGAAAAAAGUGGAUGGCAUUUUGAUGGGGAUUGCAUUGAAUGUGUAGAUUGCUCUAGGCAGCAUUGACAUCUUCACAAUAUUUGUUCUUCCAAUUCAUGAGCAUAGAACGUUUUUCCAUUUCUUUGUGUCUUCCUCAAUUUCUUUCAUGAGUAUUUUAUAGUUUUCUGAGUACAGAUUCUUUGCCUCUUUGGUUAGAUUUAUUCCUAGGUAUCUUACGGUUUUGGGUGCAAUUGUAAAUGGGAUCGACUCCUUAAUUUCUCUUUCUUCUGUCUUGUUGUUGGUAUAUAGGAAUGCCACUGAUUUCUGUGCAUUGAUUUUAUAUCCUGCCACUUUGCUGAAUUCCUGUAAGAGUUCUAGCAGUUUUGGGGUGGAGUCUUUUGGGUUUUCCACAUAAAGUAUCAUAUCAUCUGCAAAGAGUGAGAGUUUGACUACUUCUUUGCUGAUUCGGAUGCCUUUUA
Messenger RNA from Mirounga angustirostris (Northern elephant seal), 5981 nucleotides. It is a transcript of the gene DYNC2I1, whose product is annotated as dynein 2 intermediate chain 1. The transcript has 26 exons. The coding region runs from base 14 to 3499 and encodes 1161 amino acids. The record is from RefSeq and is a predicted model, not a curated record. Gene Ontology annotation, biological process: intraciliary transport. Lineage: Eukaryota; Metazoa; Chordata; Mammalia; Carnivora; Phocidae. Gene Ontology annotation, molecular function: dynein light chain binding; dynein heavy chain binding. Gene Ontology annotation, cellular component: cytoplasmic dynein complex.